This is a messenger RNA of Sphenostylis stenocarpa, 942 nucleotides long. NCBI's taxonomy places the organism in Eukaryota, Viridiplantae, Streptophyta, Magnoliopsida, Fabales, Fabaceae. The record is from the annotation of a GenBank genome assembly.
AUGGCGGAGCACUUGGCAUCGAUAUUCGGGACGGAGAAGGACAGGGUGAACUGUCCGUUCUACUUCAAGAUCGGCGCUUGCAGGCACGGCGACCGGUGUUCUCGGCUCCACACGAAGCCCACAAUUAGCCCAACGUUGGUUCUGUCGAACAUGUACCAGAGGCCCGACAUGAACAUGAACAUCAUCACCAACCCCAAUCAGCCCCAACCCCAAUCCCUCGACCCUGACAAGGUCCAGGAUCACUUCGACGACUUCUACGAAGAUCUAUUCGAGGAGCUUAGCAAGUACGGGCCCAUUCAGAGCUUGAAUAUCUGCGACAAUCUCGCCGAUCACAUGGUUGGGAAUGUGUACGUUCAGUUCCGGGAAGAAGAUCAUGCUGCUAACGCCCUCAUGAAUCUCACUGGGAGAUUUUAUUCAGGCCGCCCCAUCAUUGUUGAUUUUUCUCCUGUUACUGAUUUUCGAGAAGCUACUUGUAGACAGUAUGAGGAGAAUGUGUGCAAUCGAGGUGGCUACUGCAACUUUAUGCACUUAAAGAAAAUUAGCAGGGAUUUGAGAAGAAAAUUAUUUGGAAGAAAUAGGCGAUGGAAUGGCCGCAGUGGAAGCAGAAGCAGGAGCCCUCCAAGGAAUCGUAACCAUGGGGAACACUCACAUUCUGGCCGUAAUCCUGGUAGAAGAGAUUUUGACAGGCCCCAUGGCCACCAUGGUCGGAGGCCUAGAAGCCGUAGUCCUCGAUAUAGAGGAGGAAAACGAAGUAGAAGCCCAGUGGGGAGGGAUAGAAGUCCGAUCCGUGAAAGCAGCGCGGAAAGGAGAGCUAAGAUAGAGCAAUGGAACAGGGAGAAAGAACAAGAGGAGACAGGUAACAAGAACAGUACGAAAAGCAAUGAUUACCAAGAACAGAGUGGUGCACAAAAUGGCAGUGAAUCUGGUAACCAUCAGAUAUAG